This is a messenger RNA of Terrapene triunguis (Three-toed box turtle), 276 nucleotides long. It is a transcript of the gene CPLX4, whose product is annotated as complexin 4. Gene Ontology annotation, biological process: regulation of neurotransmitter secretion; neurotransmitter transport; synaptic vesicle exocytosis. The transcript is spliced from 3 exons. The record is from RefSeq and is a predicted model, not a curated record. Bases 1 to 276 code for a protein of 91 amino acids. Lineage: Eukaryota; Metazoa; Chordata; Testudines; Emydidae. Gene Ontology annotation, molecular function: syntaxin binding. Gene Ontology annotation, cellular component: SNARE complex; terminal bouton.
AUGGCUUUCUUAAUGAAAAGCAUGUUGAGCAACCAGGUAAAGAAUUUAGGACUUGGUGGUGGAGGUGAGGAAAGCAAAGAAGAAAGUGGUCCUUCCGACCCAGCUGCAGCAGCAGGAAUGACUAGAGAGGAAUAUGAGGAAUAUCAAAAGCAAAUUGUUGAGGAGAAGAUGGAGAGAGAUGCAGCGUUUGCACAAAAAAAGGCAGAGAGAGCUUGUCUGAGGGUUCAUCUGAGAGAAAAGUACAGGCUUCCUAAGUGGACUUGUCUGGUGGGUUAG